Mercenaria mercenaria is the source of this 1990-nucleotide messenger RNA. Its product is annotated as calcitonin receptor-like. The record is from RefSeq and is a predicted model, not a curated record. Gene Ontology annotation, biological process: adenylate cyclase-modulating G protein-coupled receptor signaling pathway; cell surface receptor signaling pathway. Gene Ontology annotation, molecular function: G protein-coupled peptide receptor activity. Bases 320 to 1621 code for a protein of 433 amino acids. NCBI's taxonomy places the organism in Eukaryota, Metazoa, Mollusca, Bivalvia, Venerida, Veneridae. The transcript is spliced from 13 exons. Gene Ontology annotation, cellular component: plasma membrane.
CAGUCACAGUGUGUUAGCAGAAUUGAACAUUCAUUAACAAUAAAUGAGAGUUUCAUCAAACUGUCGAAGCUGUUGGUGUCUAACAUUUGAUUAGAAUCUUCCACUUGAAUGACUUAUUUACACUGUUUUCUCGGUUCCACGGAAAUUAGUCUAUAUUUACAUCGAAUGGAACAAGAACUAAACUGACAAUUUUAAGAAAAUAACAGAUAAGUAAAUAGAUAUGGGAGUUACAGAGUGCUUAGUGUUAUGAACCAAUGAACAGUUGUAAUAAAAUAUAAGGGAAGAUUAACAUUAUAAUUUCAAGGAAAUAUUUUAUUCAAUGAAAAUGCAAAAUACUUCGGAACCUAAAGUUCGUGUCUAUCCGUCAAGAUUACAAGUUAUAUUUGACAAAAUUAAGUAUGAUUGUGAGGUAAAAAUGCUGAAAACGCCAAAUCUUUCUACAGAUGGUCCAUUUUGUCACAGAAUGGUUGACGGCUAUGGAGGAUGUUGGCCAGACACUCUACCUGGAAAAUAUGCCAAAAUACGUUGCCCUGAUAUACCAUUAUUGUUCAACAACAAAGCUUUUGCGUACAGAGAGUGUACAAAGAACGGAACCUGGUUUGUAAACUCAACAAACAACAAAAGAUGGGCAAAUUACACAGAAUGUAGACACACCGAUGAGAUCGCCGACGACACCAAAUAUAUUUACAUAUUUAUUGGCGGAUUUUCUCUCUCACUGGUCAUGCUCAUUGUUUCCCUCUGCAUCUUCUUCCGAUUCAGGCAGCUGAGGUGUGACAGAAUAACAAUCCACAAGAAUCUUUUCUUGUCAUACGUGUUCACAGGAAUUUCUUGGAUUUUAUACUAUGUACUUGCCGCACUCAAUGGUGAUGUUAUUGUUAGCAAUCCGAUAUGGUGUCAAGCGCUUCAUAUCCUUUGUCAAUAUUUCAUGGUGUGUAACUUUCUAUGGAUGUUCUGUGAGGGAUUGUACUUAAAUACGAUUAUGGUGUAUGCCUUCAGUUCCGGGAAAAUUCUAAUUUUCUCAUGUUACGCUAUAGGAUGGGGUCUUCCGGUAAUCUUCACCACAGUUUACGCAGGUAUAAGGAUUAGCGACCAACAAGCUUCCGUAGAUUGUUGGCUUGAUGAAAGCUCGUUACAAUGGAUUGUGUAUGGUCCGAUUGUUCUUUCAAUAGGAAUAAAUGUGCUAUUUUUAAUCAACAUCGUGAGGUUGUUGAUAACAAAAUUAAGGCAAAUGCCGGAAGCAGAUCAAACCAGGAAAGCGACCAGAGCAACGUUGAUACUUGUUCCCUUAUUAGGUUUGCAGUACCUGCUGUUUCCUAUUCGACCUGAAGCUGGAUCAGAUCUUGAGGACGUGUAUCAUAUAGCUGUGGCACUCCUUGUAUCGCUACAGGGCGCAUUUGUGUCAUUGAUGUACUGUUUUUGUAACAGCGAGGUAAUUCAGGUAUUACGGAGGAGAUGGAACCAGCAUAAACUGAUGCAUCGUAGCAGCAUGCGGACGUCGGCGAACCACGGAACCACAUAUACAACUAUGGAUCCCGUUACACAGACAAAUACCACAUAUUGUAGUACAACAGAUCAUAAAGACCCGCCGAUUGAAUUGGCAAAUAUUGAUGAGAAAAAAUAGCACUCGGGUGACAGCAGUCUCGUUUUAAUGGACAAUUACUGCUUUUCAUUAAUCAGCCUCAUUUUUCUUAAUGUUGCAACACUGAUGCGAAUUAGACAGGCUAUGAAAGUCAAGAGAAAUCACUCUGAGUACUAAAUACUGCAAGAAAACAAUAGUCUACAUUCAAUAUAAAACAACUGUAUACACAUCUUCCCUGUUUUAUUUAUUGCUUAACGGGAAAAUUACGACCAACUGGAUAAUAUUUUGUAAAAUCGUUGCAAUACUUAUACAAAUGUCUUUUACGUGAGAGAAUAUGAUAACCCUCAGUAAUUGAAAACAAGUUUAAGUUAUUCAGUGAAACACUAUUAUUCUUCUUUGGGACAGAGAAAA